UUCAUUCGAAUCUCUAUGUAUCGGAGUGAGCCAUUCAUUUGAACGACAGUGUGUGAGAUUCACAUAUUUAGUGGAAGUUUUGAUUUUUGUUACGUUUUGUUUAUUUUUUUUGUUGGCUUUAUUGGAUAAAAAAAUUUUUUAAAAAAGAUCAAAAUGUGAAUUGUAGAGAGAAAACGUUUACAAUGCGCCUGAUUAAACAGAGUGGUUUUAAGUAUGAAUUUAGGUGUUUUAAAGCCUAAAUUGUCUCGGAUCAUGCCGGUAGCUUUUCAAUAUAUUUGGAUAUUACCCCUUUGUAUGGGGACAAUGAUAAGUGUUGUUGAUACAGAAAAAACUGUGAUUGCAUGGAAUAGGUCAAAUCAGCUGUUCCAAACAGAAGGUGGUGCUCAUUUGACGCUUCCAAUACUUACAAAUCUCAUGGUACUAUGUCCGUGUAAUACCACACCUUCUGAAUACUACAGAGUCUACUGGGUUGCGGAGGAAGGAUAUAGAAGAUGCUUUCUGACGCAUAAUGACUCACAAAUGAUGGUGGACUGUGUAAAUCCACAUGAGAAAGUAAAUUUUACCCAGGAGAUCAGAACGUUCAGUGGAGUUCCUGGUGGCAAAGAUUUUAAGAUUGGAUCAACUUAUUACUUAGCAACUUUCUCAACUGGAACACAGAAUGGUUUAUUAAAUGAAGAACAUGGUGCUUGCAAGGACCACAAUCUUAGACUGAAAGUCACAAUAACUGGACAGAUAACUCACAGUACUCAAAAGCCAACAAAUACACCAGCUUCGACAACAAGAAAAAGCACGCCUUCUCCAACCACAAGGACGACGAAAUAUACUACACGAAGCACAACAAAAACAACAACACAGAGUACAACGACAAAACAGACGACACAAACACCUCGAACUACAGACAUUCCCGAUUUGACAGAUAUACCUGUCAUCAGUGUACCGGACACUCCCGGAGGAAAUACCGGAGUUAUAGAUAUUUCAAGUGCACAGACUUUACGAGUGUCAUUGACACUCGUGCUCAGUGUUUGUCUUUCAUUAUUACAUAUACUGUACCUAAAUGUGCCGUUGAUUCAGCGGUAGCAGUAGCUACAUUACACAUAGCUAUUUUCAUCUGUUUGAAUGAUCUGUUAUUGAUUUCACUGCAAACUCAUCCGUUUGUUCGUUCUGCUCAUCUUUGAAUGGAUGGAUGCCAAAAAAACUUGGAAUAGAUGAAUGUGUAUGAAGUCAUUCCAUUGAUGGUGAUUUUAUGCAAAUGGCUAUAAAUAAUAUCAUUAAAAAGCUGUGCUUUCUGAAUUAAUCUUUUCAAAAGAUGCCAGAAAUUGACUGGUUUACAUUCAUCUGCUUCACUUGCGGUUCAGAACUGCUUUUUAUGGCUGAAAUAUUAACCAGUCUAUGCAGACUGGAUCACAGUUUCAGCAGCAACAUACCAAAUGUGCUAACCUAAGAAGAAGUUAUGGACACAGUCUGUGACAAAAACCUAAAAAAUUGUGAUAUGUUUAAGAAUAGCAGUGCUCUUGCCUGUACAUAGCCAUGUUUAUGGGUUGGAGGUGCAAGAGGACAAAUUGACCUCAUUGGAAAAAUUAGCUGGAAACCUACUGGUGGGAACCAGCAGAUGGACAAGUACUUCCUCGAUGAGAAAUGGACUGGUUUAAGUGGAUGCAUUCAAGAUCUUGCCUCAUUUUGGACUGUGCUUCCAGCAUCAGAUUUUAUUUCACAUUUCAAGCGGAACUGGAAGGAAGGUUCCGUGAAAAUUAUUUGGACCGAUUGCACAGUUGAGGUCAUUGAAUAGAUCUGCAUUUUUCAUUAAAAUUUAUUGUCUGUGAUUUUGAAAACAAGUAAAAAUGCCAUAAAAACGAAACUAGCAGGACAUGACUUUUCAAUUCCUUUUCAGAUUGGAGACAUUUCAUUAGUAGUUAUAUCUGGCAAGAUGUUUUGACUAAAACUGAGAUUUCUUUUAAACGUUUUUUUUAAAUUUAAUUUUGAACUAUAUCCACUCAUUAUAAAUGUGCAAAUUAAGAAUGAAUUUUUCCACCACUUCAAAAUUACAACUGAAAAGUCAGUCUUGCGUCAUUGUAAGUAAGCCAUAUACUUGUCUGUCGGGAGAAAACAUGUCUGUAAGUUAACGUAUAUUUAAAGGUUUGUUUUUGUUAUAACAGAACAUAUAGCAUGUUCUCCUUCCUUAAGACAAUGUUUUUUUCUGUAAUGUAAACUUUAAUCAGUGUUAAGGAAUUUUCAUUUGAUGUUCAAAGUCCCGAUUGUUUCAUGUUGGUUAUGGUUGAACUUUUGUGUUCUAAUAUUUAUGAUAGUCAUUAUUUUUAUUUGUCUCAAUUAAUUUCGUAUCAGUUUGAAAGUCUUACAUUCAUAAGGUUCUCUAUUUUGAUGAUUUAUUUCAGUUGAGGUAUUUGUUAUUUCGAAAGUCAUAACUAGAUCAGAACUUAUCCUUCAUGGAAGACAAUUUGACUUAAAGUUUGCCACUUUUAGCUUGAAAUUUUCAUUUAAGUCAUUGGUCAUAAAAUGAUCAUAGAUUUCAGUAUUAAAUACAGGUAGAACAUUCCAAAUUUCACAGAUAUUUGUGUUGAUAGGGCUAGUCCACUGCUUGCAGAUUUAUCUCCCCUUUUUUAAUAAGUUUGGGAUACCGUAAAAUCUAUAUAUUGAGACCACACUUGAAAAUGAAAAAGUCCUUGUUUACAGUUGGUCUGUAAUACUAGGUAAAGUUGAACAGUUAGAGGGAAUGGUAACCUUUCAGUGUAUGUAAAAAAAGUUGUGGUCUUAAUUCAAGGGUGGUCUUUAACUAUGGGUUUGACUGUAUUGUAUCUUCUCAACCAUACCGGUAAGUCCCAAAUAUUUGCACAAAUUUUGUACAAGAAGUAAUAUAUUAGGUUUUUGGCUGUUUCUUCAAAGAAGAAAAAUAUUUAUUCAUUAGAACAAUAGUUAUUUCUCCUGUACUAAGAUUUUACAUAAAAAAAUAUUUUUUGUUAAAACUUAUUAAAACUGAUUUCAAAUAUGAUAUAUCUUAUAUGAGAAAAAAAACAACUCCAAACAGGAAUUAUGUUAUAUAAAAGUUCAGUUUUAAAGUCUUUUUGUAGAGCCUUAUCCCUGCUGUAUGAUGCUUGAAAUAUUUGUGUAUUGCAGUGCAAGUUAUUUUUCUAUAAAGCCUUGUGGUGCUGUAGUUUUUUUUCAACUGGGUAAGAAAAUUCUUCAAUUUAAAUAUUAUAAUGUAGUGUAACAUUUCUAUCUUUUUGGGGGGUGUUUUUGUAGCAUCUUUUUCUCUUUGAUGUUGAUUUUUUUCGCAAUAUUUUUAAUGAUGAAAUCAUAUGAUUUAUAAGUAGUGUGCACAGUUUUAUUUAUUUCACAUUUUUAUCAUGAUCUUUAAUAUAAGCAACAGAAAUUUGAGCCGCGCCAUGAGAAAACCAAUAUAGUGGAUUGGCAACCAGCAUGGAUCCGCACAGUCUGGUCUGGAUCCAUGCUGUUCGCUUUUAAAGCCUACUGGAAUUGGAGAAACUGUUAGCGAACAACAUGGAUCCUGACCAGACUGGGCGGAUGCGCAGGCUGGUCUGGAUCCAUGCUGGUCGCCAAUCCACUAUGUUGGUUUUCUUAUGGCAUGGCUCAUUUAUUUGAAAUUAUAUUUUUUAUACAUCUACAGUCAUUAUAUACUCAUUAAUCACUGUAAUGACUUAAGUUGUCAAUCAUUGGAGAUAACUUUUAAUUUAAGUAAUUUAGAAAUAUUUUUUGAUGCUGGUUCCCUCAUCUGACACCAUUGCGCAAAAGACACAACUUAAGUGGAAUUUUCUUGAAGUUGGUUUGUUGCUCAGGGAUGGCAGUGUCCAUAUAUAUUGAGGGAGAUAUUAUACUGAAAAAAAGGUGAUCUUCUCUUGUGUUUUUGUAUCUUUAUUAACCAGUCCCUGCAACACUACCCACCCUGCUGUAAAUAUAUACUAAGUUGUUAUUGUUAAAAACUAUAAUCUCAUUAAAGUUUCUGUUAAGCCUAUGAUAAAAAAAUUCAAGAAUUUUUAGAGAGUAUUCAAUAUGCUUGUUCAAAAUUUUCAUACUAACCUUAAAUGAAAGAUUGUUAUUCGUUGGUAGUUUGAAAAAAAAACAUAAUAACAUUCUUUUUGGCAGUUGUUAUUGGUGAAACCAGAGUGAUACUGAUGCCUGAUUGGUUACAAUAAAAUAAAUAAUGCUUUUAUGAAUUUACAGCUGGGUUAGUUCUAUUUUUAUGUUACAAUUAUUUUUGAUUUUUUGUAUAUACAUGUAUAGACAGUGGAGUUACCUUCACUCUAAUCAUUUAUUUAAUAUGUUAAUAUCGUCAUAGCAACAAAUUGAGUAACAAAUCUGAAAUAAAUAGAAUAGUCAGUGGUCAUACUAACAUCAGUGUUGAAAUGUUUCAGAGAAAGUCUUCAUGAACUGCAGAUCCAGUAAUAUUUGUGAUUGUUUUAUAUUUGCUCAUAUUCCUAAAACAGUGUGAACACAAUUGAAUAUGCUUUGAAGCACAUUCUUAAGCUUUACCCUGCUAAAUUUCUAUAAUGGACUGGUCCAUCAUUCAGUUUGGGCAGUACCAUUUAUUAUUUGAAGGGGUGUUCACUGAAAAUUUAUUAACUGGAUAGCGAACAGUGAAGACCAUGAUCAGCCUGCACUGAAAGCAGAAGGCAGAAACAUUCGCCCUGUUUAAUUGCAAAAUAAAAUAUCACAGAAAUUGCUGAAUCUAUAGUUGCUUUCAUUAGUCAGAUAUUGUUGACAGUUGCAAUUGAUGCAAUACAACCAGUUUUCAUUUAAAUUAAAAAAAAAGCAUGAAAAAUAUAUCAGUCAUAACUAAUACGUCAAUAUGGAAAGCUAAAUGAUUUUUUACUGCUCUUCUAAGUCACUUGGAAAUUAAACAGAAAAUUCAUUUUGCAGAGAAUAAAAAUUCACUGUUAUGCUCUUGGUAGAGAAAAGACGAACAAAGUUGUAUAACUGAUAUUGGAAGGCCUUUCAAUCCAAUAAAAUCUUGGGUAUUUGAAGACGUUUUACAAUAUACUUUUAGUUUAUACUAAUUUGUUUUAGCUCAAUUGUGAUGAAAGCUUCAAGCUUAUUGUAACCACUCUCAAGUCUUCUUCCUGGAAAAAACAAGUACUGGUGUCAUAUGAGAAGUCGUGGUCGUGACCCCAAUGGGAUUCGAACCCAUGACCUCUUGGUUGAGCGGCCUACACAAUAUACUUUUGCUACAUGUAAUUUUUGUUCUUUGCAGUUUAAAGUUUAUUGGAUGAUUAAGAAUUAAGAAGAACAGAAUGUAACUAUACUUUUUGAAGAGCAUGUCAUUUUCAUUUUUCAGAUACCUGUAAUGGCAUAACAUUUAUAGUAAUUUAUAUACAUUUUUGCAAUAUUUUCUCUUACAUUGUAUACAUUUUGAUAUAGAAAUAUCUACUAAAAGCAAUUUUUAAUUAUCUCUUUAUGAUUUUAAGUUAUUGAAUACCUCGAUAUACAGUCGGCUCUUUUGAGUUGGAGAAUGAAAUGUAAUUACUGCAAUCAUGAAUUUGACAUUGUUAGACUGCAGUACAACUUGGCAUCCUUCAGGCGUUUUGACCUAAAUGGCAAUGAAAUUGAUAAAACUCUCUUUUUAAGAAAAAGUCCAAAUAUUUUUCUGCCAAGAGUAGAAAUACAGAUACUGAUUACUGCAGAUGGCUUGCGGAAUGUUGGUGGUUCUAGUCUGUACGUAAAAUAAUCCCCGAAAGAGCACAUGGUGUUUACAAACCACUGAAGCUGCACAGUCUCCGUAAUUAUGACCAAAAUUAGUUCAAAUUGUCAAAUAAGCAGCCAAUUAACAAAAUUAAUCUGUAAUAUGAGAGUGCUUUGAUGAAUUUCGUUUGUAUAUAAUUUCAUAUACAGUAUUUCGGUGAUACAACUGUAACUCUGUAAGGUUAUAGACUUCCUGAGUGAGUAAAAUCUGAAUGAAAAUUUUUGUAAAUUGAACAGAAACUGAUACAAUAAAAGCAGUUGAUACAGAAUGUAGAAUCGUGAAGUUUUGGGAAAGUUACAUGUGUCGGCAUGCAUUGCUCUGUUGCUCAGCACUGUUUUAUGUUAAGAAAAUCUCUAAAACAUUAUAAAUUUGUUGUCGAGAACUAUUGUAACAUAGUAAGAAAUUGUUAAAACAUCAAGAAAAUUCACGUUUUUUCAACUAUUUUUCAACUCAUAUUUCAUAUUACAUAAUUUUGAUGUCAGAGACAAAAAGUGUCCGCAAUGCAAGAAUUUUUAGAAUAUUUUUGAUGGGGUGAGUUUCAGUUCUGGCAAUAAAUUUAUGAAGUUUUUCUGAGGUCAUGUUUCCUUGAUAACUUACAAAUAUUGUAUUAAAUAGCUGUACAUUUUUGGAGAAAAAGAGAGAGAGAUAUAUAUAUAUCCUGUAAAUAUGUACAGAAAUUGUAAAUAUGAUAAAAAUGAGAGUGUUGUGUGUAUAUCAGAAAGAGUAAUUUUCUAUAAAAAUGGUAAAAAAAAGUUGGACAGAUAUAAAUGAUAAAAUGUUACAUGUGUUUUUACUUGCAUAAUGUUUAACUGUUAACUCAAAAACUGAACUUUCUGUUUACUUUAUGUUGGGGAAUAUGUUGUAAUCCAAGUGAAGAGGCAAUUUUUGAUUGGUUUCUGAUAGAUUCCAGAAAUUUGGCUUACUGUGCACUUACAAAAAAAUGGCAAACAGUUAAUAAUUGUCACUUGUCAGAAUGUAGUUCAGAAAAUUGCUUACUGCACACUUAAAAAAAAAGCAAACAGUUCAUAAUUGUCUUUUGUCAGAAUGUAGUUCCAACCAUUUACUUUAAGUUAAUGAAUUGUAAUGAAAUUAACCUUUUCAAAAUUACAGAAACAUUCUUAUCUUUGCUUGAUGAAAUAACAGUUAAAACGUUUUCUCUGAACGCUUAUUUCUUAAGGCAACAAGGCAACCAUAAAAGUUCUAGAAAAUUGCAGUUUAUGGGAGUUCAGUAUUAACGACUUGAAAGUUUGGGCUGUUUUGUGUGUAUUGGGAUGUGUAACUUGUGUAGUUUUAAAGCUUUACUAAUCUGCAUACCAAAUUCCAUCGACAUAGGCUCAAUCAAAUUUUGUUCCAAUUUGCAUAAUGUCUCUGCUACUUCCUUUUAUUGUAGUAUUAUAAUGAUACCAGAUUUCUCAGAAAAGUUUAUAUAAUCAGUUAAUCAGAUUAGAUUGAUUUACUUGAUUUAUAAUGGAAAUCAUAUUUUAUAAGUGAUGUUUUUUCGGAAGAAUGUUUUUACCAAGAGUUGUCAUACCAAUAGCAGCUUUAACACAUAGAAGCUACCAAAUUACAGUUGGAGUGAAUAAUUGUAACAUAUUUAUUUAUGCUUAGUUUCAUAUAAAAUAUAUAUUCAACCUAACAAAAAAAACAGAAUCAAAUAUUUAUGAAAACUCCUGCAUAAUGUUCUAUUUGUAAAUUAUUUCAAAAGCAUUCAUUUGUCCAAAUUGCUGGUUUUACACAAUACAGCUUUUAAUAAACUUUGACAGGAUGACAGACCCCCCUUCUAACACUAAAUAAGUGAGCAUUAAAUUGAUGAAGAAUAUUUAGAGUACACGUAAAACAACAAUUUUGAUUUUUCUUAUUGUUUGACAACUCUUAGAAAAACGAAGUCUUAUAGAAUAUUACAUGUAGUUUGAAAAUGAAUGGUACUUGAAUAGAUCAUAAUAAUUGUGCAUAUAUAUCAAUCUGCUACUGUUUCUUUCAUCAUAAAACUUCUGAUCUGUUGACUUAAUGUAUUUGAUGCUUGUUUUCUUUAAUAUACAUGUACUGUUGAUUUUGUAAUAAUGAUCUAAUGAAAUUUUUAAUUGUGCAAUUGUUUUGUACUUCAUUAUGUAUAUUGAAGAUUUUCAUUAAAAAUCUCAUGAAACUAAAAA
Molecule: messenger RNA, 7860 nt
Organism: Mercenaria mercenaria
Lineage: Eukaryota; Metazoa; Mollusca; Bivalvia; Venerida; Veneridae
Product: ephrin-B2-like
Exons: 6
Coding region: 214-1077 (287 amino acids)
Biological process (GO): axon guidance; ephrin receptor signaling pathway
Cellular component (GO): plasma membrane
Molecular function (GO): ephrin receptor binding
Source: RefSeq, a predicted model, not a curated record